This is a messenger RNA of Scaptodrosophila lebanonensis, 5259 nucleotides long. RefSeq names its product eIF-2-alpha kinase GCN2 (gene Gcn2). The transcript has 10 exons. The record is from RefSeq and is a predicted model, not a curated record. Gene Ontology annotation, molecular function: eukaryotic translation initiation factor 2alpha kinase activity; protein binding; ATP binding. Bases 229 to 5031 code for a protein of 1600 amino acids. Lineage: Eukaryota; Metazoa; Arthropoda; Insecta; Diptera; Drosophilidae. Gene Ontology annotation, cellular component: cytosol. Gene Ontology annotation, biological process: regulation of translational initiation by eIF2 alpha phosphorylation; DNA damage checkpoint signaling.
CGCAUUUAGGGUGCUCCGAAAGAUCAAAUAAUUGGUUUGCAUUUACUUGGCGGUGAGAAAGAAGCGCCAAAGUAAUGCAGAAGUUAUCAACAAUUAAAACAGCUGCUAGCGCAGAACCACACCGGCCGCUAAAUUCAUAACAAACACACACGCAUACAUACUCGUAAAUACCUCGCCAAUACGAACUUUUCAGACCAACCAGGAUUUGAUGAACAAAUUGGCAACUAAAUGGCAGCGAAAGAAUCAUUUCGCGAGAGGCAGACGCAGGAAUUGGAGGUCAUAAAAUCAAUUUUCGGAAGCGACGUGGAGGAUCUGCGGCCCUACAGCACUGCCACGCAAUGGAAGCCCACAGACAUACGCAUACUGCUCACACCGCUACGGGAUUCGUCCAACGGACAGGCCCAAGCGUAUGUGUGCACCAAACUACAUGUAACCUGUCCGUCUAAAUAUCCGAAGCUGGCGCCAAAAAUAACGCUGGAGGAGUCGAAGGGCAUGUCGGACCAGCUGCUGGAGGAGCUGCUGCAGCAGCUGCAGGGGCAGUCGCAGGAGCUGCGCGGCGAGGUGAUGAUCUAUGAGCUGGCACAAAGUGUGCAGGCUUUCCUGUUGCAGCACAAUAAGCCUCCGAAGGGCUCUUUCUAUGACGAGAUGUUGCAAGCGAAGCAGAAGCGCGAACAGGAGUUGCUGGACAUGCAGAAGCAGAAGGAGACGCUAGAGCGUCAGACGCUGUUGAACGAAGUGGAGCGUCGCAAAGAAAUGUUUAAAACAGAGGCGAAGAGGCGUGGCGAGCCAAGGCGCAGCAUGAGCGAAUCGAACCAUCGGCAUCCCAGCUCGUCGGAGAGUUCGGAGAACUCGUCCCCCUACUAUCGCGGCCACAUCUAUCCGAACAGGUGUCUGGAUCAUCGCAACACCGAGACCUUGUACUUUCACAAGGUCGGGCGGCAAGUACAGCGCGGCUGUUGCCUCGGUACGUGCUUCUCUACGUCCACUUGGAAGUAUUUUUAUCUCGCUGUUUUUUCAGGUCAUUCGCAACGCGGCUGCAUUGCUUACACAGGCAUAGACAUCAAUAGCGGCCAACUGUUGUACAUAACUGAGUGGAACAUCAAGUACUCGCAGCUGGAACAGCCCUGCGGCAGUGGCGGAAAGUGCCACUGGCAAAAUACGGAUCCCAAGUGCGCGGGAAAUCAUCGCGUGGACGAGCUCAUAGCUUCGAUCGAGAAGCAGGUCGCCGUUCUGGCGCAACUGCAGCAUAAAAAUCUCAUUCAGUACGAGUGUGUAUUGUGCAUUAAGCGUAAGGAAGGACUGCUGGUCUAUUUGGUGCAGGACUUCUUGCUCGGCACAAGCGUCUUUAGCAUCUCCUCCUCCCUCGGGUGGUGCAUGGAUGGUGCCCGAAUGGUGGCCCGCGGCGUGCUCGAUGCUUUGGUCUUCCUCCACAACAAGGGCGUAUCGCACAGCCACCUGCUGGACUCGACUGUUUUCAUGGACAACGCAGGCACUAUACGCUGCACGGACUUCUCAUUGGUCCCCAGUUUGCUUGAACUGAUUGGUGGUGCUGGUCAGAGCAGCACACGCGGCGAUUUGCCGGCUCUGGGCGCCCUGGUUGAGGGUCUGAUGCCAACUAAUAGCUAUGAGAUGCGGGACUUUGUGGAUAAGUGCAAUUCAGAUCGAACGCUUUCGGCUUCGGAGCUGCUUGAGCAUCCUUUUCUGCGCAUAUUUGUAGACAAUGCGACACUGCCGCAGUCCACACAACGUCGUGGCUCCUUGGAGACCUCGCCCGCACAGCGUAAUGUUGCGGCGGUGCCCUUUCAGAUGCCUACGCUGACGCUUAGUCAGUCCCGACUACGCACCGAGUUCGAGGUGCUGAUGUAUCUGGGUAAGGGUGCGUUUGGAGAUGUGUUGAAGGUUCGAAAUAUAUUGGACAAUCGAGAGUACGCCAUCAAGCGUAUACCCCUGUCCUCUCGUAAUCGGCAACUGUACAAGAAAAUGACACGCGAGGUGGAGUUACUCUCGCGCUUGAAUCACGAAAACGUGGUUCGCUACUUCAAUAGCUGGAUAGAAAACCUCAACGAUGCGGACGCUGCCGAGCUAGACAAGGUAAUGGGCGGAGAGUGGUCGCAAAGCCAUGAGAGCACCAAGCCUGCCAAAUCGCCGCAGCUGGGCGUGGCCGUUGACGAGACGGAAAGCUCAUCCAGCAUGUGGACUGGUUACAUGCCUAAUAUGGAGGACUCAGACUCGGAUGGAAUUGAGUUUGUGGACUCAAACGGACAGGUCGCCGUCUACGAAGAUGAUGACAACGACGAGGACGAUUCUUCGCGACUCAAGGCCACCUCUCCACGUCCCCAGAUGCAGGUCAUGUACAUUCAGAUGGAGUUCUGCGAGAAGUGUACGCUGCGCACCGCUAUUGAUGAUAAUUUGUACGAGAACACAGAUAGACUAUGGCGCUUGUUUCGGGAGAUCGCCGAGGGAUUGUCGCACAUACAUCAACAAGGCAUCAUACAUCGCGAUUUAAAACCCGUCAACAUUUUCUUAGACUCGCACGAUCAAAUCAAAAUUGGCGAUUUCGGGCUAGCUACAACGAGUUUCUUGGCAUUGCAGUCGCAUGAUGGACCAACACACACGCCAGCACAGCAGCAUAUUACCUCCACCGAGGAUGGCACAGGCACAGGAAAAGUGGGCACUACGCUCUAUGUGGCCCCUGAGUUGACAGGCAAUGCCUCCAAGUCGGUGUACAACCAGAAAGUGGACAUGUACACGCUGGGCAUUAUACUCUUUGAGAUGUGCCAGCCCCCAUUCGACACCAGCAUGGAACGCGCCCAGACCAUUAUGGCGCUGCGAACAGUUUCCAUAGUAAUACCCGAGCACAUGCUGCAGGAUAACAAAUACGAGAAAACCGUCAAGAUUCUGCGUUGGUUGCUCAGCCACGACCCCGCACAACGACCCACCGCCGAGGAGCUGCUCGUGUCGGAUCUGGUGCCGCCUGCGCAGCUGGAGGCGUACGAGCUUCAGGAGAUGCUGCGACACGCUUUGGCCAAUCCACAGAGCAAGGCCUACAAGAAUCUGGUGGCCCGGUGUCUGCAGCAAGAGAGCGAUGCGGUGCUGGAGCAUACGUACCACCUGGGCAGCAGUCGCUCCAUGAAGUCCUGGAACUCGCCCAUUGUCAUGGAUGACAUUGUAUCGCUCAGUCCGGUGAUCGAGUUCGUCAAGGCCAAGGUUAUCAACCUAUUUCGCAAGCACGGAGCCAUCGAAGUUGACUCCCCGCUGCUCUCGCCACUCUCGGCGAACAAUCGCAAUGCCAGCUGCAACGCAGUCCAUUUGAUGACCCACUCCGGUUGUGUGGUCUUGCUGCCCUGCGAUCUGCGCACUCAGUUUGCUCGUCACGUCGCAAUGAAUGGCGUGAAUCUCAUUCGUCGUUACUGUGUGGAUCGUGUGUAUCGGGAGGAGCGAGUCUUCAAUUUCCAUCCGAAACAGAACUACGAAUGCUCCUUUGACAUCAUCACGCCCACGACUGGCAGCCACUUGGUCGAUGCAGAGCUCUUGUCCCUGGCCUUCGAGGUGACUAACGAGAUACCACGCCUGCGCGAGAAGAAUAUCAUCAUACGCAUGAACCAUACGAAUCUCCUGCGCGCCAUCCUCAUCUUCUGCAAUGUUCCAAAGUCUCAGUACGGGGCUCUGUUCGGCAAUAUCUUGGAUUUCAUAGAGUCUCGCAUUUCCCGCUUCCAGUUUCAUUCGAGCAUUACACUGAUCAUGGAGAGGUCACGCACCUCUGCCCAAACGUUGAUGGACAUGCUGCUCGCCAACUUCUUGUUAACUGGGUCGCGCAGCAGCGUCGACGACUCGGCCCUAAAAUCUCUCGUUCGUGGAAAGGGAGAGGCUGCAUCCUUGGCCCGGGGCGCCCUGCGUGACAUGGAGACAGUUGUGUGCCUCGCUUACAGCUUAGGAGUGACGUGUCCCAUACAUAUAUGGGCCGGACUGCCCAUCAGCUUUGAUCGCGCCAGCAGUGGGGGCAUCGUGUGGCAAAUGACCGCUGACUUGAAACCGAAUCGUUCGGGGCAUCCGUCCGUUCUGGCCGUAGGCGAGCGUUACGACAGCAUGCUGCAUGAGUUCGAGAAGCAGGCGCAGAGCUACAACGCUUCCUUGCCCGCUCGCGGUGUGCUGAGUGGCGCCGGUUUGUCAUUUUCGCUAGACAAACUGGUGGCCGCCGUGGGCGUGGAAUAUGCCAAGGAUUGUCGCGCCAUUGAUAUCGGCAUCUGUGUAUGCGGCACGCGGCCACCCUUGAAGGACGUCACAUACAUUAUGCGACUGCUUUGGUCCGCAGGAAUACGCUGCGGCAUUGUUGAGGCAGCCAGCGGUGGUGGGGACGAAGCCCUAGACUUGGCGAGACUUGGAGCCCUACACGUAAUAAUGGUGGCCGAGAAUGGUGGUCUGCGUGUGCGCUCCUUCGACCGCGAACGUUUCCAGGAGCGACACCUAACGCGUGCCGAGCUCGAGCCCUUCAUACAGAAAGUGCUGCGCAGCGACAUCUCCGGCAGCGCCAGCGUCGACUACGUCAGCCAGCUGUCAAGCAUGAACGUCUCCGGAGGGGGGCGUGGCGACAACGGCCUAAGCACCUCCAGCUCGAAUGUGAACAUAAAGAACAACUACACUCCCAGCGGACUGAGUCAGCUACCGAAUGUGCAGGUGGCCUUCAUCAUUCAUGACAAGAUGACUGCCAACUACCGGAGACGCCUGGAGAACCAGGUGACCCAGCAGAUGAGCUCGACGCUGGCUCAGUUCAUCAAGAAGGAGUCGUUUGUGGUGCUGGUGGUCGAGCUGCCGCCCUCGGUGUUGAAUGCCAUUGUGGGUGCAAUCAAUCCACGCGAGAUUGGUAAAAAAGAGACUGAAUCGGAAAUUAAUAUUGUGAUCGAGAGAUUUCCCAAAUACAGACGCUAUAUAUCGGAAAUACACGAGGAAGUUGUAGACUAUCUAAGCGAAGCGAAAACACCAAUUGUGGCCUUGUACAGCAUUUCCGAUUCCUACUACCGAGUUAUCAUCUAGAGAGGAUUGGCGCCAAGCGCAACCGAGAGAACUGCAGUGGGAGUUAGCUUUGGUGUUUUUUGCAAUUUAGUUUAAGUUCAAAGUUUAUAUAAAAAUAUUUUAUACUGAUUGGCCGCUGAAUUCUACAGAGCUACAAACUAAUUUGUACGCAAACAUUGUCGGCAGAACACUUCUAAUAACUUUAAAUACAAAUAGAUGCAUACAUAGUGUUAAGAAGAACCCAUCAAA